This is a messenger RNA of Zalophus californianus (California sea lion), 775 nucleotides long. RefSeq names its product WW domain-binding protein 2-like. The record is from RefSeq and is a predicted model, not a curated record. Bases 5 to 775 code for a protein of 256 amino acids. Gene Ontology annotation, cellular component: nucleus. Lineage: Eukaryota; Metazoa; Chordata; Mammalia; Carnivora; Otariidae. The transcript has a single exon. Gene Ontology annotation, molecular function: transcription coactivator activity; chromatin DNA binding. Gene Ontology annotation, biological process: positive regulation of DNA-templated transcription.
GACUAUGGCGCUCAACAAGAAUCACUCGGAGGGCGGCGGAGUGAUCGUCAACAACACCGAGAGCAUUCUGAUGACUUAUGAUCAUGUGGAACUUACAUUCAGUGACAUGAAGAACGUGCCCGAGGCCUUCAAAGGGACCAAGAAAGGCACCGUCUACCUUACCCCGUACCGGGUCAUCUUUCUGUCCAAAGGCAAGGAUGCCAUGCAGUCCUUCAUGAUGCCGUUUUAUCUGAUGAAGGACUGUGAGAUCAAGCAGCCCGUGUUUGGAGCAAAUUACAUCAAAGGAACGGUGCAGGCUGAAGCAGGAGGUGGCUGGGAAGGCUCUGCGUCAUACAAGUUGACCUUUACGGCAGGGGGGGCCAUCGAGUUUGGACAGCGGAUGCUACAGGUGGUAUCUCAAGCCUCCCGAGGCGAAGCCCCCAAUGGAGCCUAUGGGUAUUCUCACAUGCCCAGCGGGGCCUAUGUCUUUCCCCCGCCCGUCGCCAAUGGAAUGUACCCCUGCCCUCCUGGCUACCCCUAUCCACCGCCCCCACCUGAGUUCUAUCCAGGACCUCCCAUGAUGGACGGGGCCAUGCGAUAUGUGCAGCCUCCACCACCACCCUAUCCUGGGCCCAUGGAACCUCCAGUCAGCGGCCCUGAUGUCCCCUCCACUCCUGCAGCUGAAGCCAAGGCUGCAGAAGCAGCGGCCAGCGCCUAUUACAACCCGGGCGACACACAACGUCUACAUGCCCACGAACCAGCCUCCGCCACCUCCUUACUACCCCCCAGAAGAUAA